GGAUAUUUGUAAUAAUAACAAAAAGAUAACAUUAUACAAAAAAAGUUUCAAAUAGAGGUUUUUUGUUAAUUUAGUGCAUAAUGAGUUCUGCAACGGUGACGAAGUUGAGUUUACCUGGCUGGAGAAUAGAACCUCGAUACAAUAAUCAUGUUUUGAUUGGAAACUGGAACGAGGAGUGUAGAAAUUUUCGUCAUGGAGAAAGUUACUACAACAGCACUAAUAGAGCUGACUUUAAAAAUUAUGGCAAUGUUAAGCCUGACACGAAGAUUCGAAGAGCUUGUUUCAUACGUAAUGAGGGGAUAGGAAAAAAAUAUAUAUUCAACCAUCAUGACCAACUCUAUAAAGGAAACCACAUCACUUGGUAUGACCAACAUUACAAUAAACGUGAACUCAAUGAAUCCAAGUUACCACCCUUGAGAAAAUGGGAUGGAAAAAGGCUUGCAUAUUUCCCAGAGAAGUCAGACUUUCCAUUACAAGGUAAACCAAGAAAUUAUGGAUUAAAUGAAACUCUAUUGAAGAAAUGGAAAGAACAAGAAUUGUUUGAAAGCAUUGGUCAAUUUGCCACAACUUAUAAAAUUUCAUUUUCCACGGAGCAACCAGUUGUCAUGAAUACAGGAAAUAAAGCAGUUCUAAAGUCAACACCUCAAAGAUGGUCAAGCAAACUUCAUCCACAUCAAAUCAAUAAAAAUCUUUAUUUACGUGAAAUGCAAUAUAACACUUCUCCAGAACGUUGUGAACCAUGUUCAGUUUAGUUUUUAUAAAUUAAAUAAAAAUACUGUCA
Xenia sp. Carnegie-2017 is the source of this 781-nucleotide messenger RNA. RefSeq lists its product as uncharacterized. Bases 81 to 752 code for a protein of 223 amino acids. The record is from RefSeq and is a predicted model, not a curated record. NCBI's taxonomy places the organism in Eukaryota, Metazoa, Cnidaria, Anthozoa, Malacalcyonacea, Xeniidae. The transcript is spliced from 4 exons.